Pieris rapae (cabbage white) is the source of this 4414-nucleotide messenger RNA. It is a transcript of the gene Pax, whose product is annotated as paxillin. NCBI's taxonomy places the organism in Eukaryota, Metazoa, Arthropoda, Insecta, Lepidoptera, Pieridae. The transcript has 9 exons. The record is from RefSeq and is a predicted model, not a curated record. Gene Ontology annotation, cellular component: cell-cell junction; cytoplasm; focal adhesion. The coding region runs from base 245 to 1975 and encodes 576 amino acids. Gene Ontology annotation, biological process: positive regulation of integrin-mediated signaling pathway; cell-cell junction organization; cell-cell adhesion.
CGCCAGUGUUGAACGGCCUCGUCCUUUUGACAUUGUGUUAUCUUAUCAACUGUUAUCAGAUAUCAGCGAUAACUACGAUUCGGUGGUGACCAUUCGGUAUUGACACUGCAUCAGCUGAUUUGUAUGUACGUUUGUGUGGUAGCUGAAUUUAAUUUACAUGUGUAGGCUGUGAUUAUGGAGCGUUAGUGUAGUGUAGUACUAGUGGGUGUUAGAAUUUUCGAAAAGCGUUCUCGAUUGGCCCAACAUGGAUAGGACAAUGUAUGGCAAGGUGCUGCCAGGCACUUAUUACCCGUUCCGCUGCGCGAUGAAGGAGAACGGAAUAUCGCCGGGCUAUGCCCUGUUGGCUGACCUACAAAACUCGAUAAACCCUGGCCGGGUCAGUAGUCCCAGCGGGCGGACUACAUCACCUAGUGCCAGGACCAGUUCUCCCGGUAGAACAGCGUCACCAAUUGGAAGAGGGAGCUCCCCUGGUCGAUUGAGCUCCCAGGGGGGUAGUUUGAGCUCCCCUACAUCUACUGGAUAUGGCUCAAUUAAUGGCUCGAGGAAUAUAGGAUCUGAUUAUGCUAAACCAGCGUCUCCAACCUACCAGAACACAAGCGUGGUACAUGAAAAGGCAGCACCGAAGUACAAUAACCAGAGCUUCACACCCAGUUAUGGCGCAAACCCUGGGUAUGGGAGAACGGGCAGAGGGAACCUGUCGGAACUGGACACAUUAUUGGAUGACCUGAGUAACGCAAGAUACGGAAACUAUGCAGAGAAGAAUUAUACCGACAGAUCGGACACCUACACCAGAACCAACGGCGCUGCCAGUCCUGCCUCAACAAGGCCGACAGUGGAUUCACUUUUGGAUCAACUUAGCACCGAUGUUCAUAAUGGACGCGGUUCCACAUCACCAGUUCCGCCAUCGGGCAGUCUUCCAAGACCCGGAACGAAACAGGUGACGGUGACGGUCCAAGAAACAGUCGUGGAACCAGCUCAGCAGCAGAUACCUGUUCAGCAUGAGCCACCAGUACAGUCCCAUCGGCACCAGCACGCCUCCAGCGCAACUAAAGAGCUGGACGAUCUUAUGGCUUCACUUUCGGACUUUAAGGUUAGCGCAGGUGCUCCCCCAGUAGACGGCGGUGCUCACGUGUACAGAGAGAAGCGGGCCUGGCAGGAACAAUACCGCACCAACCCGCGGCAACCUGAGUCAGCAUCUCUGGAGCAUAUGCUCGGAUCCCUUAGAGCGGACAUGAGCCGUCAAGGAGUACAAACCCCCCAAAAGGGAUGUUGCAACGCCUGUGAGAAACCCAUCGUUGGACAGGUCAUCACAGCGCUGGGCCGCACAUGGCAUCCGGAGCACUUCACCUGCGCACACUGCAACCAAGAGUUGGGUACGAGGAACUUCUUUGAACGCGAUGGAAGGCCCUACUGCGAACCGGAUUAUCACAAUCUUUUCUCGCCCAGAUGCGCUUACUGCAAUGGACCUAUCUUGGAUAAAUGCGUGACCGCUCUAGAAAAGACCUGGCACACGGAGCAUUUCUUCUGCGCUCAGUGUGGCCAACAAUUCGGUGAGGAAGGUUUCCAUGAGAGGGACGGAAAGCCAUACUGUCGCGCGGAUUACUUUGACAUGUUUGCCCCAAAGUGUGGGGGUUGCAACAAACCAAUCAUGGAGAACUACAUCUCUGCUCUUAACACUCAAUGGCAUCCAGAUUGCUUCGUAUGCAAGGAAUGCCGCGAACCAUUCCACGGAGGCUCCUUCUUCGAGCACGAAGGGCACCCGUAUUGUGAAACGCAUUACCAUGGGAAGCGCGGUUCUCUAUGCGCCGGGUGUCACAAACCCAUAGCCGGGCGUUGUAUCACGGCGAUGUUCCGGAAAUUCCACCCGGAGCAUUUUGUUUGUGCGUUCUGCCUUCGACAAUUGAACAAGGGCACAUUUAAGGAACAAAACGAUAAACCAUAUUGUCAUACGUGCUUUGACAAGCUGUUUGGUUAGGAAUUAGGAUGGCGUUAGCUGGCCUCUGUGCUCUAUGGAUUUGACAGAUGACAUUAUCAAAUUAAAAAAAAAUAUGAGAGAUUUUUAUUAAAGCAUUUACGUGAUUGCUAAAUUUUUUUAUGAUAUGUUUAAUUAAUUUGACUUAAUUUAAAAUUACAAAAAUGACACAAGUAUUAUGAUAAAUGGUUCUGGUGACAGAAAGAGAUACUUAGUUCUAUUGCGCACAAUAAUCAACUUUCAAUCCUUAGAAAUAGGGUCUAAUUUUUGUUAUUCAAAAUCAUAUCUAUAAGAAGCGUUUGUAGUAAUAGAGAUUUUGCUCAGUAAUGUCAAAACGUACAACGAAUACAAUUAUUGUCUCUUUCUAAAAUUCAAUGAUAAGGAAUAUUCUAUUCCGCUCUCUCCUUUGUUGUAACAGUUAUAAAAAAACUGGCAAAAAAUGCAAGGUUAAUAGAAAUUAUUCCAUCUCUUUUCCUCCUAUAAGAGUCAAAAGAGGGAAGGAGAAGGAAAUAUAUAGAGGUCAGUGUUCUUUAAAACCCACAAAUGAUUAUGUCUUGUAAAGAUAAACUGCCAUAUGUAAAAUUAAGGAAUCGUUCUAGAUGAGACUAGAAAUAAUUUAUAUUAAAAUAUACACACACAAACAGUAAUGAAUUAUUCACUCAGAAGCGAUUAUUAAAAUGUAAUUUGACACAUUUUUACCUUUUGUCUAUUUACCAUAAUCUACAUCAAGAUGAGUGAAAGGUAUCUAAAAAAAUAAUAAUAAAUAUUUACUGGCACAAACCAUAUAAAUUGAAUUUAGUCUCGUCUUGAAUCUAUAGAAUUGUCUGUGGUAUCGUUUAUUGUUGUUCUAAUAUUAGUUAUAACUUAAGAUAAAGUGUAUUUACCUAAUUCUGUAGUCUAGAAAAAAAAUAAUGUGAUGAAUUAGCGUUCUUACUAAAUUCUAAAAUUAGAUAGAUUGUUCGAGAAUAAAAUAAAGAAUUCUGACGUAUUUGUAGAUUUAACGACAGGUGGCAAUGAAAAUUGUUAAAGGGCGGGAAAAAUAUUACGGUCAGUUGUCAUUUUGAUCAAAACAAUAUAAUAUGACUUCUUGAUUCUUUAUAAAUUAAAAUAAAAUUGUUUUUCUUAUAUAUGAAUAAAUUAAAAAACCCUUAUCUAAUUAUUAUCUGUAUUUUUUCAAAUAUGUAUAUUAUAUAUGUCUGUUAUGUUUCGUUACUGAAUGAUUAAAAAACGGACUGCAAAAAAUUUUUUUUUAUUAUUUGACUGCUACAAAUGACAAAUAUUUUAAACCGCCUGACAAUUUUCGUUUUCACAGAUAAUCUGGAACCCCAUAAUGAAGCUCAUUGUCAAAGUAUGAAUUGUAAACGUAAAAUGAUUGUGCCCCUGGUUACUGAUGCUGACGUUACGUUAAUAUUUUAAACUUUGACAAAAUUAGUUAUGUACUGUCAGCAAAAACAACAAAUUUACAAUUUGUUUGUGUAAAAUACAAUAUUUAAGGGUCUGUUUCACAAUGUAUGGAUAAAGUACCAAAUAGCUAUGCAACACAUAAACUAUUCGGAAGAUAAGUUCCGAAUAAGAUACUUCACUUUUCAUGAAGAAUAGCGCUAUAUGACAGUCGUGAAACGCAAUAUUACCGUUUAUCCUACCAAUAAGUAAUAAAUUGCUUAUUUGGAACUUAUCCGGACAUUGUGAAACAGACCCUAAGUAUUUGUUUAACCUAAAGGUACGGAUUCAGAUUCAAUUGAGCGUUGAGUAUGACUGCUAGAUGUCUAAUCGUUUUUGACAUAUGACAGUCAUAAAUACGGCUACGCAUAUUCAAAGCUUACGGUAAGUAUGACUCCUGUAUAUCAAAAACCUUUUUGACGUAAGGAAGGCAUUAGACACAUUUGGGGUCCUAUGUUUUAGGAGGAAUAUUACCGAAUAAUAUCGUUGCAUUUGCUGAUAGUAUUUGUAAAUUUUUGGAAAUAUUUUUCAGAGAGUAGAUUAAGGCUUUCAUUUUUGACAACUUUAUUGCAUUAGUAACGCUUAAACUUCGCUAUAUCUAUAAUUUGAUGUCAUUGUAUUGCUGUCAAGAUUUCUCUUACAUAAGGGGUAAGUUUAAUAGAAGAUGAUGGACUCGCCAGGUUGAUCUUCCAGAAGCUGCGUUCUAUUCAACUUACGAAUUGCGGAUGGAAUAGUUUUCUGACUGUUACAGAAUUAUAACGCGUUUAAUAUUUAUUAAAACGUACCAUUUUGGGACAGGCCUAUUCAAAAGUGCUUUCUAGAAUUUUGUGCUAAACAGGUGUUAGUAACUUACAACUUUAGUAGUUUUAAGGUAUACUCUAAAAUGGUUUAGAAAUUUUUAUACGUUAUUCGUAAGUUGAAUAUUGGAACCGGCUUAUGCAAAUCGGUUGUAUUAUUGAUGUAAGCAUCAAAAGUGCCAAAUACAUUUGUUUUUACACUCAC